AUGUUAGUCGGCGCAGGGCUGCUGUGGAUCGGGUGGACCGGGUUCAACGGCGGAGCUCCUUACGCGGCUAGCAUGGACGCGUCCCUAGCCGCGCUUAACACCCACGUGUGUGAGGCUACCAGCUUGCUCACCUGGCUUGUACUUGACACCUUCAUCUAUGGUAAGCCCUCCGCCGUUGGAGCCGUGCAGGGCAUGAUCACCGGCUUGGUUUGCAUAACUCCCGGCGCAGUUGGUGGGCUUGACAUAGCCGAAAGUGUGCCGACGAGGACAUCGGGCUCCCAAGGUGGUGCAAUUGUGAGGCUCGGUGGGCGGAAGCAGGCCUACGAGAGGCAAGACUUUGGAGUGGUACAAUGCUGGGCUGCCAUUCUGAUGGGCAUAAUCUCAGGAAGUGUCCCAUGGUACACAAUGAUGGUGCUCCACCAUAAGAUCAAGCUACUACGAUACGUAGACGACACCAUGGCCGUCUUCCACACCCACGCCAUUGCCGGAAGCUUGGGCGGCAUUCUCACUGGCUUUUUCGCAGUGCCUAAGCUCAGCCGCCUCUUCUACAUGGUAUUGGAGUGGGAAAGAUUCAUUGGCCUAGCAUAUGGCCUCCAAAGUGACCGAAGUGGUGCUGGAUUUUGA
Messenger RNA from Cornus florida, 624 nucleotides. Its product is annotated as ammonium transporter 2 member 4-like. Lineage: Eukaryota; Viridiplantae; Streptophyta; Magnoliopsida; Cornales; Cornaceae. The transcript has 3 exons. Gene Ontology annotation, cellular component: plasma membrane. The record is from RefSeq and is a predicted model, not a curated record. The coding region runs from base 1 to 624 and encodes 207 amino acids. Gene Ontology annotation, molecular function: ammonium channel activity. Gene Ontology annotation, biological process: ammonium transmembrane transport.